GUCAUCAUCGGAGGAAUCAUGGGAUACAUACAGGACGCUCCCGCAGAUCCAGCAUUUUUCCUGCACCACUCGAACGUGGAAUGGGCGUUCCACUGGUGGCAAGUCAAUAACGUGCUGCGCACAGACAUCUUAAAUGCAGAUACCUUCAACUGUGCUACAUGUGGCCAGAGCAUGGCUGGAUAUGGCGUGCCGCGAUCAGAGUGGAUGGGGCAUGGCUACGACGCUGCGAACAGCUGCAUUAUGCUUCCCAAGACCAACCCAGUGGCAUGUAUAGCUUACGAACCUUUUGGUGGUGAAGAUCCUGGGCCUGGUGCUUUCAGAGGUUUUGGAAACUCUACUCUUGGGUCAGCGGCACACUCCGCUUCGGAUUGCAACCUCCUCAUCGCCAAGAUGGAGACGGGCAAGUGCCUGCCGGAUGUGCUGCACACGAUAGCAAAGACCUUCAGUUUCAACAAGGAAGUAUUCGUUGCUGCAUGUCAUGCUUUCCCGGAGUCGGGACGCGGAUCCAUGGAUGAUGCACGCAUUGCCGACAUGGAGAAGCAAUGUGAUGAU
Molecule: messenger RNA, 552 nt
Organism: Symbiodinium pilosum
Lineage: Eukaryota; Dinophyceae; Suessiales; Symbiodiniaceae
Source: the annotation of a GenBank genome assembly